Desarmillaria tabescens is the source of this 1263-nucleotide messenger RNA. Its product is annotated as caspase domain-containing protein. The transcript is spliced from 15 exons. Lineage: Eukaryota; Fungi; Basidiomycota; Agaricomycetes; Agaricales; Physalacriaceae. Gene Ontology annotation, biological process: proteolysis. The record is from RefSeq and is a predicted model, not a curated record. The coding region runs from base 1 to 1263 and encodes 420 amino acids. Gene Ontology annotation, molecular function: cysteine-type endopeptidase activity.
AUGCGGUUUCCUAUCAUCGUGCAGGCUUUCAGCAGCCCGUCUUGUCCACUGGCUCCCUCCCACAGUUCAAAACGGCCUGAUUCACGGCCAAGUGUGGAGAAGCAGGACAACCUCCACGCAGUCUCUUCCGCUCGGAAGGCCGUCCUUAUUGGUAUCAAGUACGCGCAUGGUCCCCGGUCGUUGCGCGUCGCUGGGGCGCAUGAGGACGUCCGCGCAACGAAAGAGUUGCUGACCAAGACAUACGGAUUCCCAUCAGAGGGUAUCACCGUUCUCAUGGAUCAUGACAGCGUUGAAGACAGACUCAAGCCUACAAGAGAAAAUAUCAUGCGAGAACUAGGUGCGCUGGUCCGGGAUGCAGAACCUGGCGGGGCUUACUUUGUCUUCUUUUCGGGGCACUGUGAGCAACUCGAGGAACCUGAGAGUGAAACAGGUGAUUACGAAGAAGAAGAUCGGCUGAAUGAGUGUAACGUCUGGUUCCGAUGGAUGCAGUACGCCACCAAGAAUCAGGAACUAAUUGUUUCGAUCGAGGAGAAUUUCAUCGUUGAUGAUGUAGGGCUGCUAAGUCCACUCGUCCAUAUCCCGGAAUUCAAAAUCUCUUGGCUUCUAGGUAGUGAAAGUCCCUCCUUGUCGACCCCAUCGCCAAAGCGGUGUUUGAUUGCUGUCAUAGCGGAACAGUUUUGGAUCUUUGCCACCACCGAUGUAACAGAACUUACAGCUUCAAGAGCAGAUACCGUCGUGUGCGCAGAAGACGCAGUCAGGGAGGCUUUCCCAGAAUCCGGUAAGACAGUUCGGGCUCUCAUCGAGCCGUGGACGGCGUUGGCUUUGGAAUGGCUCCAAAUUUCCAUCCCGGACCCGAUGAAGCAUACGGAAUUUUGUGACGGCUACUGUCCCAGGAUCAAUCGUCCUGAAGGAGGGAACGUGCUUUGUAUUUCCGCAUGCAAAGAUUCGCAACUCGCCUUUGGAAAUAUCGAGGGCGGAUCGCUGACGCGGGCACUUGUUACAACACUCAAGAAAGACCCCCAUCCGGUCCUCAAGGUCUUGUACCGAAGUAUCAGCGCUAGUGUCUAUUCGCUGGUCUGUAUCUCACUCUCUCAGGGUGGCUUACAUCUUAAUGUGGCAGUAGUUCUCGAGUAUAUGUCCCUUAAACAUGAGCAAGGCUUUCGAUCUUCAGGAGCAGAUCCCUUGAUGUCCGUUUUACCUUUCUGGUUUGAUUUUUCCCUCGAUUUUCCUGAAAAGCCUAUUCCGGACAAUCAUACCCAUUGA